AUGGCGGACACUGACAACUCAGGAAUGGAAGACUCCUACUACACUCGAUACUGUGAUCUGAUAUGGAAAAACAAAUACCCCAUGUAUGUGACGAUAGUGAUGAUGUCACUACUAGCGUCGAAUCAAAUUAGCAGGUAUGUUAUAAUUGCCACGAAUGUGCAAAUGGCGAAUGAUAUUCGUUUCGGUGACAUAGAAUGCCGUUCAAUCGACCGAAGUAUUCCGAGAAAACACGACGUUUGUCGAAAGAAUUUAACUUUAUGCCAGUAUCCGCCUCACGUAACUAGCUGUAGGAACCAUUACACUGGCACUGGAAUGGCUUAUCAGCUUCUGUCUGGCCCUCUUUUCAACAUUAUCUUUGGUUUCACCGGUGUUCCAGUAGGCAUUAUGCUGGAAAGGAAAAAGAACAACCGUAAAAACGUCAUUUCAGCAUGUGCGAUGUUAUGGAGUGUUAUGCUGAUUUUAGGAGGGUUCGCGACGAGUUUCUGGGAGUUGGCCUUCACCAGACUGGGGGUCGCUAUGUUUGAGGCGUCGUUCACAGCAUUUGCAGUUAGUAUCAUCUCAAGUUAUUUCUCACCUAAUUUACGAGCAAUGGCGAUGAGUAUAUUUAUGUUGGGUGUACAUAUCGGUUUUAGUAUGGCGUUCAUAAUGAAGGUCUUUGCAGUGCAUGCUGGGUGGAGAUUGGCAUAUACCGUGACAGGAUUGCCAGGAAUUAUUCUUGGAAUUGUAACUUAUUGUACGGUGAGGGAACCAUCCAGAGAGUUACGACAAUUCACCGAUAAUAGUGGACCAACAACCGCGAUCAUGCAAACUAAACCGUCAAACAAUCAAAUUCUGUCGCCAGCGCCAUUUUGUAACAGCCUCUUCGCUGCUCUCCUCCUCGGCGGAGCGAUACGAUGUGGGGGCGGGCACACGUUUUAUUACAACAUUCAGAACUACAUUACUCACUACUACCAGGACUACCCCACUGAACAUUUCUUGAGUUGGAUACCAGUUAUUAGCGGGCUAUGUGGCUCCGUUGCCGGUGGAAUUAUAGCUGAUAGCAUCGCUACAGAAAGCUCGGAGGGAUAUACUGGAAGACUCAAAGUGAUACUGUUCUCGGUGUUAUCAACAAUUCCUUGUGCGUUGUUGGUUUUGACUCUACCGCCGCCAUGGUGUUUUAUCGUCCUCGUGCCUGGAUAUUUUUUAAAUGAAAUGUGGAGUGGAAUCAUAAUUACUGCAAUCGUGGAACAAGCCCCGCCAGGACGUCAAGCCUCCGCCAUGGCUGUAUACGUAAUGACACUAAACGUGAUUGGUGGAAACUUGUCGCUCUCUUUACCAAUUUUAAGAAAAAUGUACUCUUGGAGGAUAGCCAUGCUCAUUCUCUGGCCAGGGGCAUAUGUCUGUGCAGCGGCCAUGUUUGCAUGGUCGAUUACACUUGCCGGUAGAAGGACUAUUAGGACACCUGUGUUGAAUGCAUUAGAGAAUCUACAACUCGGGAAUGGGCGUGCUGAACGAAUCUACUAA
Saccoglossus kowalevskii is the source of this 1503-nucleotide messenger RNA. RefSeq lists its product as uncharacterized. NCBI's taxonomy places the organism in Eukaryota, Metazoa, Hemichordata, Enteropneusta, Harrimaniidae. Gene Ontology annotation, cellular component: membrane. Gene Ontology annotation, biological process: transmembrane transport. Gene Ontology annotation, molecular function: transmembrane transporter activity. The record is from RefSeq and is a predicted model, not a curated record.